AUGGUGAAAGGUAAUGCAGCAAAGCUACUUCAGGUUAAGAUUGAGGCUGGAUCAAAAGAAGUACCUGCAAUGGAUAUCAUGCGUCCAGGAACAAGAAAGUCACUUUUGUAUUGCAAUAUCAUUCCUCUAAUUCAGGAAAAUGCAGGAGCUUCAGUUCAGCUGACUGCCGGAUCUUCAAAACAGAGUACUGCAGGAGCUUCAGUUCAGCUGACUGCAGGAUCUUCAAAACAAAGUACUGCAGGAGCUUCUGUUCAUAACGUUGCAGGAGUUGUCACUGAUAAGCAACUUUCAGCUGCAAAGCCAAACAAGGUUCAUGAUAAUGUUGCAUCAGGAACGCCGAUCCAGAUCACUUAUGAGCAACUUUCAGCAGCAAAGUCGAACGAGGUUCCUGAACUUGCACCAGCAACAAAACGGAAGAAGGUUCCAUCUAAGCAUAGGAGGUCAACACGAAAUUCUCAAGUGAAUGAGGACAACGCAGUUCAGAAAGAAGCUCCUACAGUUCAGAAUCAGUCUCCAGGAAAUCAGGGUUCGGGUAGCAAUUCGAAUCUAAGUCGUAGUCCAAGUACAUGUAAUGAUUCUACUGCAAAUUUAAGUGCUAACCAGGGUUUGAUAAGGAACAAUUCAUCAGGCAUUCCGAGGAGAGCUUCUUCAGUUCAGGAUGAACAUAUUUCAUCCUUCUCAAAUCAGAACGGUACUGCAGAUGACGAUAUCAUUCCUCCCAGCCUGAACAACACUCCUGUCACUAAUUCCAGUGAUUCCAACAGGAGGAACAUUUCAUAUUCUAGUUAUCCUCUAAUUUCAAUCCCAGUUCAGGCCGGAGAUGGAAACCAACAUUCAGCAGGAACUUCAGAUGCUCGCACUAUUCUAGAGAAUCAUGCAAAGCCAAACGACAGGAAACGAAAAUCUAAAGCAAGAGAGAUAUUUGUAGUUGGAGAUACGUUAAACUUGCAAAGUAAACAUUUUACAUGGGAACCUGAAGCGGAAGAGGAGAUAAAGGAUGCCUGGAAUUUAUUGGCGUCAAAGCGUUAUCGUGAGCUCACAAGGGACUUGAGACAAUGGGAUGAAAAAUCAUUUUUCGUUCAAGAAGAUGUGUGGGUAAGCUUUCAAAAUCAUUGGAAGAGGGAGGCAUACGAGAAGGUACGAAGCAGGAAAUCCAACAAUUGCUGCAGCCAUAAAGGACCAGUUUCUAACACUGGAGGUUCAUUCUCAUUUAUUGAGCAUGCUGCACGACUUGCACUUGCCCUGGAUCGAGAGCCUACCCCAUAUGAAUUGUUUGCCUGUAGUCAUACAAAUAAUCAUGACUUAAAGACUUUUAUUGAUUUUACAUCUCGAGAAGUUCAUGAGAAAUAUGUGGCUCUACGAGACUCAGUUCUUCAGGCUUUUGCUGAGGAAGGGGUUUUUAACCGUCGACUCAAUGAAGAUGCACUUUUUUACGAUGUCGUUGCAGAUGAGAAGAAAAGAAAGGUAUACGGUCUUGGCUCUAAAGCAACUUCCUAUUUUCCUUCGGAUGGCAAAAAGUCAGCACAUUCCCAUGUAGACAAAAGGCAGAAGAACAUUGAAGCUUUGAAUGAGAAGCUUGAUGCAUAUGCUUUGAAAAUGGAUAAGAUGAACAGUUCCAUGAAUAAGUGGAGGACUACCAUGGAGAAUUUUUGCAGGCAAAAUGGUUUACCUGCGCCAGAUUUUGAAGCUAAUGAUGAUGAGUCUCUCCAAGGGUCAAAAGCUACGGCAAGUGAUCCAAAUUCAAAUGAUCCUGAUUCCGAGGGAAGUUCAAUGGAGGGCUGA
Oldenlandia corymbosa var. corymbosa is the source of this 1782-nucleotide messenger RNA. The record is from the annotation of a GenBank genome assembly. NCBI's taxonomy places the organism in Eukaryota, Viridiplantae, Streptophyta, Magnoliopsida, Gentianales, Rubiaceae.